This is a messenger RNA of Diplodia corticola, 1455 nucleotides long. RefSeq names its product aldehyde dehydrogenase. Gene Ontology annotation, molecular function: aldehyde dehydrogenase (NAD+) activity. The transcript is spliced from 3 exons. The record is from RefSeq and is a predicted model, not a curated record. The coding region runs from base 1 to 1455 and encodes 484 amino acids. NCBI's taxonomy places the organism in Eukaryota, Fungi, Ascomycota, Dothideomycetes, Botryosphaeriales, Botryosphaeriaceae.
AUGACUGUUGAUUAUAAAAUCGACUUUACGACUUUCAGCAACGUCAUCAACAACGAAUUGACGUCUACGGCAAAGACGAGACAUGCAAUCAAUCCCAGCACGGAAGAGGCGCUCGCCGAAGUGCCCGUGGCCACCAAGGCGGACGUAGAGGAAGUUGUCAAACAUGCCCGGGCAGCAUUCCCCGGCUGGAGCGACCUUUCCUACGACGAGCGCGCAAAGCACCUCGUCGCGCUGGCGGACGGCCUCGAGGCCAACUCGCAAGCCUUCCAGGACCUGCUCGUCCAGGAAUCGGGCAAGCCGGCGCAGACGGCGGCCAUCGAGGUGGCCAUGAGCGUCGGGCACCUCCGCGAGAUCAGCAAGCUGCGGAUCCCAGAGGACGUCAUCGAGGACACGGAGGAGCGCACGGUGGUGGUGCGGCACAUCCCGCUCGGGGUGGGCUGCGGCAUCGUGCCGUGGAACUGGCCGCUGCUGCUGGGCGUCGGCAAGGUGGGCUCCGCGCUGCUGACCGGCAACACCUUCAUCUGGAAGCCGUCGCCCUUCACGCCCUACAGCGGCCUCAAGCUGGGCGAGCUGGCCGCCCGCAUCCUGCCGCCGGGCGUGCUGCAGGUCGUCAGCGGCGGCGACGACCUGGGCCCCAUGCUCACCGACCACCCGGGCGUCGACAAGGUCAGCUUCACCGGCUCCACCUUCACCGGCAAGAAGGUCAUGGAGAGCUGCAGCCGCUCCCUCAAGCGCGUCACCCUCGAGCUCGGCGGCAACGACCCGGCCAUCAUCUGCGACGACGUCGAUCUCGACAAGGUCGUUCCCAAGAUCGGCACCUUCGCCUUCCUCAACUCGGGCCAGAUCUGCAUGGACAUCAAGCGCAUCUACGUGCACGAAAACAUCUACGACCGCUUCCGCGCCGCCCUCGUCGACUUCACCGCCAAGAACGUCAAGACGGGCCCCGCGUCGGAUCCCGACGUGCUGGUCGGCCCCAUCCAGAACAGCAUGCAGUACGAGAAGGUCAAGGACAUGUACGCCGAGAUCGCGAAGCAGGGGUGGAACGCGGCGCUGGGCGGCGCCGUGCACGAGCGGAACAGCAGCACCGCCAAGGGCUACUUUGUCCACCCCGCCAUCAUCGACAACCCGCCCGACGACAGCCGCAUCGUCGUCGAGGAGCCCUUUGGCCCCAUCGUGCCGCUGCUCAAGUGGCGCGACGAGGCCGACGUCGUCAGGCGCGCCAACGACACCAAGAUGGGCUUGGGCGCCAGUGUUUGGAGCAGGGACCUCGACCGCGCGGGCCGGAUGGCCAAGAAGCUCGAGGCGGGGAGCGUGUGGGUCAACACGCACUUUGAGCUGGCGCCGAACGUGCCGUUUGGAGGCCACAAGUGGAGCGGCUUCGGAAUGGAAUGGGGUGUCGUGGGCAUGAAGGGGUGGUGCUACACUCAGUCCAUGUGGACGAGGAAGGAGUUCUAA